Adineta ricciae is the source of this 258-nucleotide messenger RNA. The record is from the annotation of a GenBank genome assembly. Lineage: Eukaryota; Metazoa; Rotifera; Eurotatoria; Adinetida; Adinetidae.
AUGGCUGGCAAUUAUGAUACCGAAGAGCAAAGAAUUCUUGACAUAAAUAUGUGUACCGCUCUUCGUGAAGCUCGAGAUGCUGGUGCAACAUUCAUCAACCGAAACUGGAUUGCAGAGAAAAGUCACCGUUCUGUUCGAUUUAUUACGAACCGGUGGCCAAAGCCGUAUGGUCAAUUUUUUGCUGAUUAUUCAAACACUGGUCCUAAAGUAAAACUUUCACAAGCCAGUCGGGAAGUUAUCCUUGAAGCGAGUGAUUAA